Aethina tumida (small hive beetle) is the source of this 558-nucleotide messenger RNA. RefSeq names its product 28S ribosomal protein S18c, mitochondrial (gene mRpS18C). Gene Ontology annotation, molecular function: small ribosomal subunit rRNA binding; structural constituent of ribosome. Lineage: Eukaryota; Metazoa; Arthropoda; Insecta; Coleoptera; Nitidulidae. The record is from RefSeq and is a predicted model, not a curated record. The transcript has 2 exons. Gene Ontology annotation, biological process: mitochondrial translation. The coding region runs from base 124 to 507 and encodes 127 amino acids. Gene Ontology annotation, cellular component: mitochondrial small ribosomal subunit; ribosome.
AAAAUUUAAUAGUAAUUUAUUUAAAAUAUUUAAAUACUUUCUAAUAGAGCCCCCUUUUGGCAAUUUACAAAAUUAAACUUAACCUAACAUUUUAUUUUCCAUGUUCAAUUCAUAAUUACAAAAAUGUUGGCCCUUUUUAGACGUGUUGUACCACGAGUACCUUCAGUUUCUAGAAUAUCAUCGCUUAAAUAUUCCGAUGAUGCACCUCAAUUCGAUAUGGAAAAUCCUUAUGAAAAGGAGAAGGCCUGCUGCAUAUUAUGCAAGAAUAACAUAAUACCAGACUACAAGAACGUAAAACUGUUGUCCCAGUUUCAGUCACCAUACACUGGAAGAAUAUAUGGAAAACAUAUAACUGGUUUGUGUUCACAACAACAAAAACUUGUGGAGGCAGAAAUAGUAAAAGCCCAAACUUCUGGAUUAAUGGCUGUAUAUUUGAAGGAACCAUGUUACUUAGGUGAUCCAAAAUUGUUUAACCCAGAAAAGCCAUUAAGGCCACAUAGAUUUUAAUUAAAUUUUAUUAGGCAGUCUUGUAUAGAAAUAAAGUAAUGUAAAAAAUCA